AAUCUAUCGAUUAGUAUUACUAACUUACUAAGCGUUAAGCAUAGCAAGUUGCAAGAUUGAGUAUAGUUUUUUAAGCUGUGGUGAAAAAUAUUUACUUUUCACAUUUUUACGUCAAUACCAAUAGUUGACCAAUAGCAAUAAAGAUUAAAAGAUAACAAAUUAGCUGAUUGCAAGGUAAUUGCUGCUACUUUUGAACCUAUAAAAAAUAAAUAAAUAAAGAUGUCUACAUCACUGGAAAACUUGGAAACUCAAUUAGAGAUGUUCAUAGAAAACGUUAGACAAAUACGCAUCAUUGUCAGCGAUUUUCAACCACAGGGACAGAGCGUGUUAAAUCAAAAGAUUCAAUCAUUGGUGACUGGUCUCCAAGAAGUUGACAAGCUGAAGUCCCAAGUACACGAUAUUCUUGUUCCUACAGAAGUAUUUGACUACAUUGAUCAAGGCCGCAACCCUCAACUAUAUACAAAAGAUUGCAUAGACAAAGCUCUUGCCAAAAAUGAAGAAGUAAAAGGAAAAAUUGACUCAUAUAAAAGAUUUAAAAGCCAUCUUCUUUCUGAACUGUCAAAAACAUUCCCCAAUGAAAUUGCUAAAUACAAAGCAAUUAGGGGUGGUGAAUGAUGGAAUAGACAUACAUAUGAUAUUGUAAUGUAUUGAUUAGGGUACAGACAUACCAAUUGUAGAUUUAAUGUUUAUAUUAUAUUUUACUAGCUGCUGCCCGCGACGU
This is a messenger RNA of Melitaea cinxia (Glanville fritillary), 721 nucleotides long. RefSeq names its product mediator of RNA polymerase II transcription subunit 10 (gene MED10). Lineage: Eukaryota; Metazoa; Arthropoda; Insecta; Lepidoptera; Nymphalidae. Gene Ontology annotation, cellular component: mediator complex; chromatin. Gene Ontology annotation, molecular function: transcription coregulator activity. Gene Ontology annotation, biological process: positive regulation of transcription by RNA polymerase II. The record is from RefSeq and is a predicted model, not a curated record. The transcript is spliced from 3 exons. Bases 220 to 615 code for a protein of 131 amino acids.